Penicillium cataractarum is the source of this 1194-nucleotide messenger RNA. Its product is annotated as lytic polysaccharide monooxygenase AA11 family protein. The transcript has a single exon. Bases 1 to 1194 code for a protein of 397 amino acids. The record is from RefSeq and is a predicted model, not a curated record. Lineage: Eukaryota; Fungi; Ascomycota; Eurotiomycetes; Eurotiales; Aspergillaceae.
AUGAUGCUCGCCAAGACCCUCUUGAUCGCCGCUCUCGGUGCCUCUGUGGCCAACGCCCACAUGAAGAUGGUCCAGCCUGUCCCUUACGGUAAGGACUCCCUCAACAACUCCCCACUCGAUGGUGAAGGUGGCGACUUCCCCUGCAAGCUUCGUGGCGAUACCUACACUGUAUCUACCGAGAAUAUGAUGGAAGUUGGCGUCACUCAAACUCUGCAGCUCAUGGGCCAGGCCACUCACGGUGGUGGCUCGUGCCAGAUCAGUUUGACUGAAGACCGGGCCCCAAGCAAGUCAACUACUUGGAAGGUUAUUCAGUCGUAUCAGGGUGGUUGCCCUGCAAAUGUUACAGGCAACAUGGGCGGCGAUGCCAGCGCGCUGGACCCCACCACCUUCUCAUUCAAGAUUCCCGAUGAUAUUGCUGCUGGAAAGUACACUCUCGCCUGGACCUGGUUCAACCGUGUCGGCAACCGCGAAAUGUACAUGAACUGUGCGCCUGUCACUGUCACCACUAGCUCGUCCAAGCGCGACGUCCCUGUUGUCGAGAAGCGCACCGCCAACUACCCGCCCAUGUUUGUGGCUAACAUCAACGGCUGCACUACCACGGAAGGUGUCGACAUUCGUUUCCCUCAGCCUGGUCCAAAUGUUCAGACCUUGGAGGAUGACGCCAAUCUCGCUGCCGAAGGCGAUGCUGCGUGUUCCGGUACUCCUACUUUCGCCGGCGACGGCGAUACCAGCUCUGGCAGCAGCUCCUCGGGCUCGGGAACCUCGGGCUCGGACUCUGGGUCUUCAUCCUCCACCGCUGCAGGUAGCGCUUCUACUGAGACUUCGUCCCAGGCUGCUGCUGCCGUCCCUAUUUCUACCAGUUCCCCGGCUGAGACUAGUGCCCCCAGUGUGCCCCAGCCCGCUGCAUCAACCGUUGCUCCGGCCUCGCCUUCUUCGUCUUCGUCUUCCAGCUCGGGCAGCUCUGGCGCUCUGACUGGCUCUUGCAGCCCUGAGGGUUCCUGGAACUGUAUUGCUGGUACUUCCUUCCAGCGUUGUGCCAACGGACAGUGGUCUGCCUCCCAGCAGAUGGCCUCUGGUACUCAGUGCACCGCCGGCCAGAGCUCUGACCUCUCCAUCUCUGCCAUCCAAGUUGCCCGCGCGGUCUCCGAGAUGCGCUUCCGCAAGCGACACAUCGGUAGCUCGCACCAUGCUUAG